GCCGCGUAGAACGAGGACGACAACAACAACAACGGAGACCGAAAACCUCAACAGAAGAUAUCAAGAACAACAACCAAGAUUGACAUGCUCGCCACUAUGAGCUCCAGACAAAGAAAAGGCCGGGAUGGCUUUUUCGUCAAGGAAACACCUUCUUUGACGGGUACUACUGGUGAUAUUCAUACCUGGUUCGCGGGUUGGCAUCUUGACAAUGACUUCUCCGUUACCAAGACCAAUGAGUUUGUUGAUAUCCUCCGCAACCUCAGCUGGACUGCGGCUGAUCUUCGUCAACUGUCUGUUCAAGAACUUUUAGCCGGCCUCAAUGCCUGCGGUUACAACUUUGAGUGGGCUGCUCGAUUUGCUGCCGAUAUGCAGAGAGCUAUUACCUUGAAGGAUCUGAUUAGCCUCCGUCCCGAGAUAAAAGACCACGAUCUCCCAAUGAUCAGAAUCUCUCCCAACAAACGUUUUAUCCGCGAACUCCCUGGCGUUACCGCUACUGAAACUGAGGUUCGUGCCUGGCUCAAUCUUUGGUUCAAUCACCGUCCUAGGGAACCCGAAUUCAAGCUCUUCGCUACCAAGUUUGAGUACCAGGCCCCCGAAUCCCUUGUCGGUGAAGUCCCCUGGAACGGCGCCCGCCUUCUUUUCUUGACGACCAAUGAUCUAGAUCGGUCAAUCCUGGGCCGCAACCUUAGACCCGUCUACAGACGUGCCUUGGCAGCGGAUAUUCGUGCAGCUAGACAGAAGUUGAAGGAUAAUAUUGGCCAGAAGGCGUGGAAGAACUUAAUCAGGGAUCAUAAGGGCGCGAGGCAAAGACACUCGGUGUAG
Messenger RNA from Amorphotheca resinae ATCC 22711, 822 nucleotides. RefSeq lists its product as hypothetical. The transcript is spliced from 3 exons. The coding region runs from base 85 to 822 and encodes 245 amino acids. The record is from RefSeq and is a predicted model, not a curated record. Lineage: Eukaryota; Fungi; Ascomycota; Leotiomycetes; Helotiales; Amorphothecaceae.